UCCGGUCUCUUUUCGGUGGUGGGCUCCUGAGACAGUCCGCAAAAAUGAAGCUGAAUAUCUCCUAUCCCGCCACUGGCUGUCAGAAGCUGAUUGAGGUGGAUGACGAGCGUAAGUUGAGGACGUUCUAUGAGAAGCGCAUGGCCACUGAGGUGUCCGCCGACCCUCUGGGAGACGAAUGGAAGGGUUACGUUGUGCGCAUCAGCGGGGGUAACGAUAAACAGGGUUUCCCCAUGAAGCAGGGUGUUCUGACCCACGGCCGUGUGCGUCUGCUCCUCAGCAAAGGUCACUCCUGCUACCGCCCCCGCCGCACCGGAGAGCGCAAACGCAAGUCAGUCCGCGGCUGCAUCGUCGACGCUAACCUCAGCGUGCUCAACUUGGUGAUCGUCAGGAAAGGUGAGAAGGACAUCCCGGGGCUGACUGACAGCACUGUCCCUCGGCGUCUGGGCCCUAAGAGAGCCAGUAAGAUCCGGAAGCUCUUUAACCUGUCAAAGGAGGACGACGUCCGACAGUACGUGGUCAGGAGACCCCUGACCAAGGAGGGUAAGAAGCCCAGGACCAAGGCCCCUAAGAUCCAGCGUCUGGUGACGCCCCGCGUACUGCAGCACAAGCGCAGACGCAUUGCCCUGAAGAGACAGCGCACACAGAAGAACAAGGAGGAGGCUGCAGAGUACGCCAAGCUGCUGGCCAAGAGAAUGAAGGAGGCGAAGGAGAAGCGUCAGGAGCAGAUCGCCAAGAGGCGCCGUCUCUCCUCCCUUAGGGCCUCCACAUCCAAAUCCGAGUCCAGCCAAAAGUAGACACAACAAAAAUGCACGUCGCCAAUAAAACACCAUGGUUUUGCUGAAA
Messenger RNA from Chanos chanos (milkfish), 843 nucleotides. It is a transcript of the gene rps6, whose product is annotated as ribosomal protein S6. Bases 45 to 794 code for a protein of 249 amino acids. NCBI's taxonomy places the organism in Eukaryota, Metazoa, Chordata, Actinopteri, Gonorynchiformes, Chanidae. Gene Ontology annotation, cellular component: ribosome. Gene Ontology annotation, molecular function: structural constituent of ribosome. Gene Ontology annotation, biological process: translation. The transcript is spliced from 6 exons. The record is from RefSeq and is a predicted model, not a curated record.